GUGGUCUUCAGAAAACAUUCCGGGAAAUUUAUCCCUAGACCCCUAUUUACGGCUCCCAGUAGUUUUUCUCUAGAAACAGCCCUACAAAAGUCUGGCCAAGUCUUGAUGCCGGAUAUCUGCUGACAACACAAUGGGUAAAGAGUUCUAAAGUGUAACGUCACUAAACCCCAUUUUUUAGAAUUUUUGAAUUUUAACCACAUGACAUAAAUAUAACUAUAAAAUUCUUCCAAAUAUGCAAAAUCAGUCAAAUAUGUAUAAAAUCGGUAGAGAUCUUUUUAAUGAAGGAUUUGAAGUUUGCAACGAAUCAUGGUCAUUUUGGCUCUUUUCAGAAAGUUAUGGACAGAGCCCAAAGUAGAUGUGGAAAGAGGUUUGAUGGGGAAAGAGCCAGUACACAUUUGACCAUAUUUCAGGCAGUUCGUAAUACCUGUAACUGAUUUUGCACAUUUAGAGGUAUUUUAUGAUGCUCUUUCAGGUUAUCGGAUCCAAAUUCAAAAAUUCUAAAAAUAGAUGUUUGUGACGUCAUCACUUUGGUAUUCUAUUGUACGGAAAUGAGUCGACAACUCACAAAAAGUUUUUUGCGGUUUGUUGUCUUUCCGGCAAAGCUAAAAACAAUUUAUAUUUUUACGAGAUCGAGGGUUCGCGCGAUCCUACGUUUCCAAAGUUUACAGUUUUACCAAAGUAAUCCAUCAGUAAAGAGGUACCAUGAUGAAAAUUUGAGCGAAGUUAUUUCAGAUUCAAUAAUGUGGUACACAAAUUCGACGUCAGUAUUUUGUGUUACAGAGAUAUCGGCCAUGACGAGUAAAUAAAACAAUCGAAAUAUAAUGAAACAAAUUUUUUAAAACCCGUAAAAUACUUUCUUGAAUGCAGGAGUGGAUGCACUGCUUUUUUAGAUAAUUGGCCCUAAGAGCAAAGAGGGUGGUUUUUUUAGAUCAGUGGGGUAAAAGAGCCGGAAACUGCGUAGGAUGACCCCUUCCUCGUUCGCAAGCGAGGUUGAUAAAUUUUCUCAUUUGGAGAAGAAGCGGAACAAAAGGAAACGUAAUCAGGUAACAAAACAAGGCUGGUAUUAUUGGAAGUAAACUUAUAUUCUUGGAAGUAUUCCACAAUCUUUUUGUUGCUGAUAUUCGCUGUUGUUUUAUGAUAAUAACGUAAUCACAUGUUUGCCGUGGAUUGUCAGUCAACGCUUGGAAAUUGCUGCUGAUUCUGUCUCACAGUUUGGUGAAAUGGUUGUUUUGUCAAAAAUCGCAAGCUCGAUAUUUUCGCUUGAUGCCAUACACUAUCGAUAAAUAUUCACAGUGACGUUCUGAUUAACAACGAAGUCUGGUGGAUAAAAUGGAAAUAUUUGGUACUUUCGGUGCUAUUUUAACAGUUUCGCUUGUUUUGACAGCAGUAUUGCCAACGGAAACCGUGUUUACCAUCGAGAGGAGAGUGACAAGGAAAACAACUUUACCUUACCCUUCAGCUGAUAAAUUUGCAAACCCUUCUAGGAAUUUUUUAGGAUUUUGCUCAUCGAGUGGCUGCUCCGUUAGAGGUGCAAAGUGCUCUGGUCGCCUUUUUAGUAGCACACGUUGUUGUGUUUGUGAAUGCCGUGGACAUGUUCCAAAUUUCUAUUCGGUGGGAAAAGGCUGUUUGAGAAUUCCAACUUUGUUGAGAACUGAAGGAGCAAGUUGCUUUUUUAAUCUCCAAGGGUCUGGGUCAUCAUACAUUCCUACAUUGACAAGUUACACUGACAUAGAAUCGGGAAAAAUCAUACUUCAGCCUAAAUUCCCAUCAUUGGCAGAGGUUCUAGUGGAAGGACUCUGCAAAGCCACAACUAUAUAUUAUUACAACAGACAAGGGAGAAAGAUCAAAUUGAUUGAUAAUUAUUGCUCAGAGGUGAUUUCCUUGAAAAAGAGAGUGACAGAAGAUGGGGAGACACAGCAUGUAUUUGUGUGGGAGUGGAAGCAUGACCCCAACACAAUCUGGCGCAAGCUGCAGGGGAAGUUACUGAGUAUGGAUAUUACAUGCAAAGCAAGAAGAGUCGCAUCGCAUUGUUUACUCUUUAAAGUUGGUGGUUCUUAUAACGAUGACGCCAAUGAAAACACUGUGGAAUCUCCGAAGACGUGUCCUUCCAAAAAGUCUCCUUCGUCAACGAAAAUAACAACUACAGUAUUAAAAAGGACAACAAAACUCCGAACCACAAGUUUAACGUCGACAACAGGAACACAGUCUAUUGUAACAACAACCAAGUCAGUUAUCCAACCUCCCGCUUCCCUUCCUGAUACGAAAUCAACUGCUGUUCCUGACUCUCAUUCUUCUGGCUCACCUCUUGUUCCUGACUCACCUCCUAUUCCAGUUGCACAAGCCUCAACUAGAAAACCGAGGACACCAAGUACAGAAACCAGAGAAGGCCAGCGGGGGUCAUCCAAAGGCAAACAAAGUGACACUGGAUCAAAACACAAUGUAAACUGGCUAGUCACUGGCUUGAUCAUUGCAGUCGCUGUUCUUUUUAUCAUUCUUGCUGCCUCGCUUUCAGUCCUCGUCAGAAAGAGAUGCAAGAAGAAAGCAAGUGGAAGAAACAUUUCGAUGAUGACAAAUGUUUUAUAUCACAACGGAACCCAGGGACCACACUACGAGGAAGCAAAAAUCAUUCCUCCAAGACCUACUUGCCAAGCCGAUGACGAUGUUGUCAAGAAAGGCUUUGAUGAUUGCAACUUGUACGAGAGUAUCGAUAAUAUAGAUCUGGUUGGCUUGAAGGGCGCCUCCGCUCUUACCUACGAUUAUGCCACCGCAGACGCCAAAGUGGAGCUCCCUGAAAAGAAAGAUAACAACGAACAGUUGACCGUACCUCGAAGAAGGGCAGCAAUGAACAAGUAUGAUGUGCCAGGACAGAGCCGUCCAAAAGCUGACCAGCCCUCUGCGAUGGCGGAUCUAACUCCAGAGGAAUACGCUGAUAUGAGCCAGGGCUCCUUCUCAGAGUCAUCUCCGCUCUGCCCUACAGGAGCAGCUAAAGAGUACGAGAAUAUUGAUGAUGAUGACAAUGUAGAUACGUCACUGCCGAUUCGCGAUGAGGUGUAUGAGGAUAUGGGACUCAUACCAGAACAGGCACCACUAGUUCCAGAAAGGUAUGUCGAGCCAGCAAAGUUUGUAGCAUAAAGAUCAUUCAACUACAGAAGAAUAGGAAUCAAGGUUAAUCCAAUUUCGUGACCCAUUGUAUAGAACUGCUUGCUCAAAACGGAAUACAUUGAUAGUACUUUUCGGAACAAUGUUUUAUAGAAACUUAUGUGCUUUUGUUUGCUUCAAAAAGAUAAUCUCAUCAACACAUGGAUAUUGAAUCGUCAGAGAGAAGACUGGGUAAGCAUUUUUUAUGAAAGAUAAAAAUUAAAGAAGAAAUUGGAAGACUGAGUGAAAAUUUGGAUAAGAUGUGUUACAGAGUUCAAGUGCAUGCCGAGUUAUCUGUCGACAAAGUGGCUGACAGACAUCUAAAAACGUUUCUGAAACGAUCAUCUUUUUUAACUCAAAUCCUGUUAAUAUCGUCAUCAUCAUAAAGAUUUAAUAAGAUGUCUUUUAUGAAAGAGAAAAAGUAUUGGAAGAAUUAAAUGUUAGUUGAAUGGAAAGAUGCAAAUGCCAACCGAGUUAGCGUUGUCUUGAUGAUUGAAAUUUAACUAAGAGGCUGUCAGCUUCAUUCAAUCCUAGCUACAGAGUUUAUAAAAAGGUUUUAGAAUUGUUUAGAAUGUUUUAGCCAACAUGGAAAGACCGAAAUCUUUGUAAAAGAAAGAUUUGUUUAUUGAGCCAUAUUUUUUUAUUCGUUAGUCUAAUAUUGAGGUGGUAAUUGUUUGAUAAUAGUUUAUGCAUUUUAUACAUUUUUAUACUCUUGUGUCGUUUUGAUAAUAGUAGUUAGCAUAUAAAUAUUAAUAUCUGAUACUCAGAAACAGCAUUUAUAAUGAAAUGGACCGUUUUAGAGAUUUGUGCUUGUAUUAGGUUGAUCAAAGUUGAAUCAGUCCUAAUUUCGUCAAGACCAUAAGUUGAAUUCAAAAUCUUGUCAGCACCCUUGUCUACCAGUAUUUUCCGAAAUUGUGUAAAGCAAGCAUUUUCUGUUGUCAGGUAAUCAAGCAAAAUCAAUUCAUUGCGAGGGUAUGAAUUUUCAUGGCACCUGCAUUGACUUGAGUUGCCUAUUUCUUACUUUUAUGGAAAUUUAUUUCACAUUGACAGCUUGAAACCUUUUUGUCUAAAAAACAGAUGUUCGUUGCAAUAAAAGUAACUUCAAGUUGGAUGGUAGAGUUUUCCACAAGUGCUGGUGCAGAUUAAUCCACAGCUCGGCAUCUUGUUAAAUUAGGAGCAAAAUUUUCUACAAGCCUAGUUGCUUAGUAUAGAUAUGCCUUUCGGACAAGGACGCUUUUUCCUACCAAUGGAAAUUUUAUUGCUGAGCUUGUAAUAACAUGAAUUUAACAGAAGAUUUUCCUGAGUGCUUUAUGAUAAAAUUUCCCGUUCAGUUUACAAAAAGAUGCAUUGUAUUUAGCUCCAACAAUUCGUAGGGGCAACACACUCCUCCUGCUCCAGUUAAGUAGCGUACUUUGAGCUUGGAAGCUCUAUAAUGGCCUAAUUCGAUCCAGUUGCGUGUAAUGCUCAGAUUUUUUGGUGCCGUGUAAUGCUCAAAUUCAUACUUUUUCAAAAGGGUUUCCAAGCUUUUGUUCAAGCAUUUGUAUUUUUGACAUUUUUCAGUAGAUAUUCAGCAAGAAUACAGUCUUAAAUAGAUGCUGCAUUUGUUUAUUUCAAGUCGAUUAUUUUAUUUAAUUGCUAAAAUUACGACGUUUUUCGUAUUUAAAUUUGUUUUCAUUUUUUUAGGUUUUUUUUCUAAUUUUGCAAUAUGUUAUUCCGUGUCGCUUAGUCAUAAUGUAGUCUGAAGGCUGUAAAUAAACUUUAGAACCUAGAGCGCUCGAUGCAUGGGUGGUAGCAAGAUGCCCUGGUCACAUACACGAUGCCUUUUGAACCCUUUUAGCUUUCUUCGUUGAAAAGGACCCAAGUUGCGUAGGUGACUCCUAUUUGCAAGGAGAAAUACUCUAGAGGCAGUCCUUUUGCGGAUUUGAAAUAAAUACUUAACUGAAAUGACAAAGGAUAUUGCACGAUUUGAUUUCAGCCUUUUGAAACACACAACAUAAGAAGUGAAUUUUGAUGUUCUAAAAUAUAUUGAAAACCGUUUUUAAAGGCUUCUGUUACAAUGAUUAAUGAUUCAUACAAUCAAAAAUCGAACCGCGACUUUACUUUUUCAUUUCCCCAGAUCAGUCCUCGUAAUUCCAUUUCCAGAUAUUUUUAUUACCCCCGAUUUUAAACCCGCAUCGUUUAAUCCACAUCCAUCUUGCCACGUCAGAAGACCUGAUUUAGGCUCGAUCAGCGAUAGUUUUCUUGCGCCUUUUGAAUAUUCUUUUUUUCAUCACUAAUUCAGCAUAAGGCCAUCAUUGGGCUUCUGGCCUAGGCACCGUGCUAUAGUUAUAGCCCAGGCAGUUACGCCAUCGUAAAAGUAGUAUUUUCUCUAGUGGUUUUUCAGUUUGACAGCAUUGCUUUGUGAUGCUGCAUUACUCUCUUUGCAGCCGCGUUUGGCAUUUAGGAUAAACAUCUGUCAUCUAUAUAUCUAUGCCCAAAGUACCAAAUACCCCAGUUUCCUUGGAAACUUUUGAGACCUAGAAAUCGCAAAACAAUUCAAAACUCCCAAUUGACAUAGGACAACCUUUUAAAUCACUCAAGAUGAGCCACUGAUCAUCGAUAACCACUUAUAAAAGCUGUCAUGUAAUCUAUACCUUAUCCUUGAAACCAAAAGAUGGACAUGUCUGACAGAAUCGCUGCUUCUGCUGUGACUCUUGUUAAUAAGUUCUACUUUCUAUUUGCUUCUAUUCGUCCAGCUUUCUGCUAUUGGCUGGAGUUAGCUGUACAAAGAAAGUUCACGCUAUUGUAUUUGGUAGAAGAUUCUAUAUUUUGUUAAAGUAGAUGUAGUAAAGGAUUUUUUAUUAUUGAGAUUAUUUAUUUGAUUUGUAGCACUGAA
Molecule: messenger RNA, 6013 nt
Organism: Rhopilema esculentum
Lineage: Eukaryota; Metazoa; Cnidaria; Scyphozoa; Rhizostomeae; Rhizostomatidae
Source: RefSeq, a predicted model, not a curated record